This is a messenger RNA of Opisthocomus hoazin, 1267 nucleotides long. The record is from RefSeq and is a predicted model, not a curated record. Lineage: Eukaryota; Metazoa; Chordata; Aves; Opisthocomiformes; Opisthocomidae.
AUGGUGGUGAUCAGAUGGGAAGAGGAGUACACGGUGCGUGUCCAGCUUCAGGACCGAGUGGUUGAGCUGCAGGAGGAAGCCCAGGAGGCUGAAGCCUGCCAGGAGGAGCUGGCCAUGAAGGUGGAGCAGCUCAAGGCAGAGCUUGUUGUCUUCAAGGGACUGAUGAGCAAUAACAUCACAGAGCUGGACACCAAGAUCCAGGAGAAGGCCAUGAAGGUGGACAUGGACAUCUGUCGGCGCAUUGACAUCACUGCCAAGCUGUGCGACGUGGCGCAGCAGCGGAACUGCGAGGACAUGAUCAAGAUGUUUCAGAAGCAACUGGUCCCAGCCUCGGUGGGGCGGAAGCGGGAGCGCAAGCAGGUCAGUGACGAAGACACCUCGCUGUCAGAGAGCGAUGCCUCCCGAAAACCUGAAGAGGAAGAGGAGGACGAGACCACAGCCAUGAGUAUCAAUGAGGAAAUGCAGAGGAUGCUGAACCAGCUGAGGGAAUAUGACUUUGAGGAUGACUGUGACAGCCUCACGUGGGAGGAGACAGAAGAAACGCUGCUCCUCUGGGAGGACUUCUCUGGAUACGCCAUUGCAGCCGCAGAGGCGCAGGGGGAGCAGGACGACAGCCUGGAGAAGGUGAUCAAGGACACGGAGUCGCUGUUCAAGAGCCGUGAGAAGGAGUACCAGGAAACCAUCGACCAAAUAGAGCUGGAGCUGGCCACGGCCAAGAACGACAUGAACCGGCACCUGCACGAGUACAUGGAAAUGUGCAGCAUGAAGCGAGGCUUGGACGUGCAGAUGGAGACUUGUCGGCGGCUCAUCACCCAGUCUGGGGACAGAAAGUCUCCUGCCUUCACCCCGGCCUCCAACAGCGAGUCGGCCCCGAACGAGGAGAGCGAGGAGUCCGACCGCGACCCCCCCAGCGACGCUUCCAUCAGAUAAUGAGGGGAGGCCCCGCUCCCUCGGACCCCCUUUCCUGGCACGGGGGUGCCUGAGCCGCGCCUGGGAGAGACUGUCAGGGGCGUGGAGCCGCUGGUAAACGGCCCAGGCUCUCUCCCGUUUCGGGGUGCUUGGCGGAUUGCGCACCCCCCACCACCGGAUACCUUGCAAAUGGGAAUAGCCAGAUUGUCCUGAGGGCCCUCGCCGGGCCGCUCAGCCUCCAGCCCCUUCGCUAUUCUCUUCCCCUGCUUUGGUUAAACUGCGGUUCGGGCUGGGAGGCUCCAAACUUGCCACGGUGGCGUUCUCCAGGACCUGUCCCCAAACCCAUCUCCUCCGUCCU